UAUAAUUAAAGAAAAAAAGAAAAUAUAUAUGUCGAUUCUUACGCGCAUGCGAUUUACGAAUGGUGGGGAAAUGAUAUUUUCCCUUUCUCGGAAAAAGAUAUUCCAUAUUUUUGGUCAAAGAGGAAUAUAUACUCCUGUUUUAAAAAAAGAAAAAAUGGGAAAACUUACUCAAGAAGAACGAGAGAAAGAUUUAAAACCAUUAUUAUUUAACAAUUGGUCUGUGCAACAAGAUAGAGAUGCUAUUUACAAAGAAUUUUUAUUUAAAAAUUUCAAUCAGGCAUUUGGUUUUAUGACCAAAGUUGCAUUGCAAGCAGAAAAAAUGAAUCAUCAUCCUGAAUGGUUUAAUGUUUACAAUAAAGUAAACAUUACUUUAUCUUCUCACGAUGUUAAUGGUUUAUCACAAAGAGAUAUUAAGCUUGCAUCUUUUAUAGAUAACAUUGCUAAAAUGGAAGAAAACUAAGAUUAAGAAUAUAUGUACAUAAUAAAAAUUAUAUAUAAUAAUAUUAAUUUUUUAAAUUUUUAUAAUAUUAAUUAAUUAGAAAUGUUGUUCUGUUGUUAUAAAAUUUAUGAUAAUAGAUAUUUUAUAUAUUUCAUUACUUAUAAUGAUUACUUAAAUAUAUAAAAUAAUUAAUGUUUAUUAAUAAAAUUUGUUAUUUAAAAUAAUAAAAAUUGUCAUAAAUAUUAUUUAAGUAAUACAAUAUAUUAAUUAAAGUUA
Apis mellifera (honey bee) is the source of this 715-nucleotide messenger RNA. RefSeq names its product pterin-4-alpha-carbinolamine dehydratase (gene Pcd). The transcript is spliced from 3 exons. The record is from RefSeq and is a predicted model, not a curated record. Gene Ontology annotation, biological process: tetrahydrobiopterin biosynthetic process. Gene Ontology annotation, molecular function: 4-alpha-hydroxytetrahydrobiopterin dehydratase activity. Bases 29 to 460 code for a protein of 143 amino acids. Lineage: Eukaryota; Metazoa; Arthropoda; Insecta; Hymenoptera; Apidae.